Messenger RNA from Manis javanica (Malayan pangolin), 3314 nucleotides. It is a transcript of the gene PGBD5, whose product is annotated as piggyBac transposable element derived 5. Gene Ontology annotation, biological process: non-replicative DNA transposition. Gene Ontology annotation, molecular function: transposase activity. NCBI's taxonomy places the organism in Eukaryota, Metazoa, Chordata, Mammalia, Pholidota, Manidae. The record is from RefSeq and is a predicted model, not a curated record. Gene Ontology annotation, cellular component: nucleus.
GCGGCCGGGGCCAUGGCCGAGGGCGGCGGGGGCGCGCGCGGGCGGGCGCCGGCGCUGCUGGAGGCGGCCCGCGCGCGCUACGAGAGCCUGCACAUCUCGGACGACGUGUUCGGCGAGUCGGGCCCGGACAGCGGCGGGAACCCCUUCUACAGCACGUCGGCUGCCUCGCACUCCUCGUCGGCGGCCUCCUCGGACGACGAGCAGGAGCGGCCCGGGCCCGCGCGGGUCGCCGACGCGCCGGAGCCGGAGGAGGGCGAGGCCGGCGCGGGCUGGAGCGCCGCGCUGCGCGACCGGCGGCCCCCGCGCUUCGAGGGCACCGGCGGUCCGACCCAAAAGAUGCCCCCCAGCGCCAGUGCCAUGGACUUCUUGCAGCUCUUCAUCCCAGACAACGCCCUCAAGGACAUGGUGGUGCAGACGAACAUGUAUGCCAAGAAGUUCCAGGAGCGCUUCGGCAGCGACGGCGCCUGGGCGGAGGUGACCCUCUCUGAGAUGAGGGCAUUCCUGGGCUACAUGAUCUCCACCAGCAUCUCCCACUGCGAGUCGGUCCUUAGCAUCUGGAGCGGCGGCUUCUACAGCAACAGGAGCCUGGCCCUGGUCAUGAGCCAGGCCCGCUUCGAGAGGAUCCUCAAGUACUUCCACGUCGUGGCCUUCCGCUCCAGCCAGACCACGCACGGCCUCUACAAGGUCCAGCCCUUCCUUGACUCCCUGCAGACCAGCUUCGACUCUGCCUUCAGGCCUUCCCAGACCCAGGUGCUACACGAACCCCUGAUUGACGAGGACCCCGUGUUCAUCGCCACGUGCACGGAGCGGGAACUGCGGAAGAGGAAGAAGCGGAAAUUCAGCCUGUGGGUCAGGCAGUGUUCCUCCACCGGCUUCAUCGUCCAGAUUUAUGUGCACCUGAAGGAAGGUGGGGGCCCAGACGGGCUGGACACACUGAAGAACAAACCCCAGCUCCACAGCAUGGUGGCCAGGAGCCUGUGCCGGAAUGCCGUGGGCAAGAACUAUAUCAUCUUCACGGGGCCCAGCAUCACCAGUCUAACCCUGUUCGAAGAGUUUGAAAAGCAAGAGAUUUACUGCUGCGGCCUGCUAAGCGCCAGGAAGAGUGACUGCACAGGCUUGCCGCCAUCCAUGCUGACCAACCCUGCCGCUCCGCCGGCCCGGGGCCAGCACCGCAUCAGGAUGAAGGGGAACAUGUCCCUCAUCUGCUGGUACAACAAAGGGCACUUCCGCUUCCUGACCAACGCCUACUCGCCUGUACAGCAAGGAGUGAUCAUCAAGCGGAAGAGCGGGGAGAUCCCCUGCCCCUUGGCCGUGGAGGCGUUCGCCGCUCACCUCAGCUACAUCUGCAGAUACGACGACAAGUACAGCAAGUAUUUCAUUUCUCACAAACCAAACAAAACCUGGCAACAGGUCUUUUGGUUUGCUGUCAGCAUCGCCAUCAAUAAUGCCUACGUCCUGUACAAGAUGUCCGAUGCCUACCACGUGAAGCGGUACAGCCGGGCACAGUUUGGUGAGAGACUCGUGCGGGAGCUGCUGGGCCUGGAGGACACCCGUCCGGCCCACUGAUGAGCAGGCACGGGCCCCAGGCUCAGGGAAGGACCUGGGGGGUGGGGGUCGCGGCCCAGAGAGCCUGGUGUGCGGCUGCGGCCCAGACGGGUGCUCGAGCAAGGUCUCUGGGGGCACCGGGAAGGACCUGGUCAGAAGGUGGCUGCCGUCCUGGUUUCUGGUCAAAGAAGAGCACGUCCUCCCCCUGGGAAGCAGCCCCCUGCCUCAGGCACGCUCAGCAAGGACGGGGCGCCACCCCAGGCUCCACGCGCCAGCCAGGGCUCCGCCGUCGUGUUCCGCCCAGCAGGGCGCUCCAUCUUGUGCCUCCCGUGGAGCCCGCAGGGGCGCUCAGCUCAGCCCGGGGGGCCGGGCAAGGCUGUUCCCACCGAAGGCACCAGGGCGGUAUGAGCUGUAAGACACUGCUUUGUAAAGAUGUGGAGACACUGGUGGCGUGGCUCCAUUUCCUGCCGUGUCCAAAGGCGACAGAGUAAGCGACAGUUGGCUGUGCCCUGCGGAGGUAUGCAGGUGCACAUAGGAGCCCGGAGCUGCCCGCGUCUGCCUCAGGCAGGCAGCUCAGCCGGGUCUCACAGAGAAGAAACAAACAGGGUGCCAUUAAAACGCAGGGACGACGCGGGGGAGCAGCGCCUGCUCGGAGGGUCAGACACGUGCGCCCUCUCGUUUCAUCUGUUUGGCUGGUGGGCGGGGGAGAAGGGGAAAAUGCCACCAGGAUCACAGUGGGGUUUUUUAUUUUUAAAUAUAUCUUCAGGUUAUUUUCUUACUGUUGCUCCAGAUCUUGUGUAAAGGGAGAAUGUCCCACUUCUUGUCCUCCCCUCGCCCCUCACCCCGCCGCAGCCGCAGCUCCUCGCAUGCUUGCGGUUCUGUUCUGCACCCCGGUCAGGGCCCCGGAGGGCAGCCGGCUUCCUGAGCACCUGUGGCUGCCCUCCACUGAGGGCCACGGGGGGCCUGUGUCACAGACCUUACCAUUGGGAGAAUUACUUGUUUUCAAAAAGACUCAGUGUUGCUGAAACCAACAGCAAAGCGCAUGUGUGGAUGACCACUUGCUGGUGUUCUCGCCCUCGCGGGCAGCGGCCUGGCGGUGGCUGCCAGGCUCAGACCCAGCCUGGGAGUGGUGUGGCCGCCCCAGGCAAACCCUGCCGCAAACUGAAGGGUCUACGGGAUGGGCAGCUGGCAGCAAGGGUUCCACUAACCUCCCAGAACACUGGGGCUCUUUCUGAACCGAGGUCCACGUCUCCAUGGGAGACUUUGGACGGCCACCUGUCUGACUGGUCCCCCACAGACAGAAACAAGUAAUUCCUGGACUUAUACAAUCCCACUUCAACCCAGUUUGUGUGCCCAUCCCCCUGUCCUUUUUACAAGUGCAAAAUCUAUUCUACUCAGGCUUUGGGACGUUUUUCCUUGUCCACACUCAGUUCAUUGAAGUGUUGCUGGCAGCAUGCUCCCAGACCCUACACGCCCUCUGUACCCUUUGCUCACAGUGAUUGCCCUAACCCUGUGGUUUUAAUUCAAUGCCACGGAUUGUAGGCCAAAUUUUAAAUUGCAUUUCAAAACACCUUUGCGUGUCCUUUAAUUGGAUUGAAAGCACUUUUACCACAUGGAGAAAUAUAUUUUUAAUUUGUGAUGCUUUUCUACAAGGUCCACUAUUUCUGAGUUUAAUGUGUUUCCAACACUAGGGAGACUAAUGAAAGCUGAUGAAUUUUCUUUUCUGUCCAAAUAAGUAAAAGGAAAAUAAAAGUCUAUUUAGAUGCUGA